GCCACCUACACACAUCCGCACACGGUCACGGACUCGAAAUGCUCGCGCGCGAGCGCUUUCCUUGUCCGAGCUUCGUUGACAACGCUGGAGAAAUGUCUCGCGCUGCUUCUGCUUGUAGAGCUCGUCGCGGUGCGAAGGAUUCGCGUCCAUGGAAGAAGGAGGAGUCGCCAAGACCGGGAGGCUGGGUUCGCGGAUGGGGAAAAAGGCGAGUGCGGGACUCGGCAGGGAAGGAAAUGGCGAUGCCGAUGGAGGGAAAUCGCGAUUCGAAACGGGUGUUGAAUCGGGUGCCAAUGCCGCUGCGGUCAAGAAAAACAGUGGGAGGCCGAAGAAGUUAGCAGUGAGGCGCGGCAGAGGGAGGCCCCGAGGUUCCUCCAGCGGAUCUCCGCAUUUCGUUUCCAUUGUCUGUGAAGGGGGACGUCCAACGGGGGGACUUGGAGGAAGCGUAGGCGUUGCGACGGUGACCCUUCAUCGAGGGGAGGAAAUUCUUGCCAAGUUAUCAUCUUUGAUUGAACCUGACUCUCAUUCGCUCUCCAUACUAUCGGCAACUGGUGCUGUCUCCAGUGUCGUCCUACGCCAACCUGGGCCUUCUGGUGGUAUUUUGAGUUAUGAGGGGUAUUUUGAAAUUGUGGCCCUGAAUGGCUCAUUUGCAAUUCGGGAAGGUAGAAUUUGUACGCACCCUGAACUUAGCUUGGUGAAUGUCACGCUUGCUAUGCCUGAUGGGCGGCUUUUUGGCGGUGGAGUUGCUGGUCCAUUGAUAGCCGCUGGCCUGACUCAACUUGUAGUGGCCAACUUUAAGCAUAAUCCAAAUCUUGAAGUGAGACAGCCUGAGCAAAUUGCAACAAUGCCAGAAGUUGCCGGCAAUUCUGGCACUCCUAACUCUGUGCUACUGGAGCCAACUGACAAGGAAGCAAAGACUACUAUCACUUCUGGAAACAAUAACUUGAACCCUGCUUCUUCACGCAUUGAUGUGCAUAAUCCCUGGAACCGGUGGAGCCAAUGUUAGACCGGAACAUGUCUCCAGACACCAAAGCUAAUGUCCCUGAACUGUGAAAAUGUUUUUCUCUCAGUGUGCGCGCGCAUGCAAUGUGCUGAAGAUAGCAAGUACAAGGUAAAUAGAUUGUUACUGUUGUGAUUAUUAUGUGCUAGGUCUUAUAGGAGCCUAGUGGGACUAUAAGGAAGUUUGGUUCAUUUGCCGUAAUGGCAAGUUGAGACUGGUGGUGCAUUCAUUCCCACAUGGUGGAUCACCACAAAUUGUUGUUGUCAUUUAAAGUUUCUGCCAUUCUUGUUAUGUAGUAGAUACUUUCCUUAUUGUCUUUAAACCUUUGCCGUUCUUGUUA
Rhodamnia argentea is the source of this 1337-nucleotide messenger RNA. Its product is annotated as AT-hook motif nuclear-localized protein 10-like. The record is from RefSeq and is a predicted model, not a curated record. NCBI's taxonomy places the organism in Eukaryota, Viridiplantae, Streptophyta, Magnoliopsida, Myrtales, Myrtaceae. Gene Ontology annotation, molecular function: minor groove of adenine-thymine-rich DNA binding. The transcript has 5 exons. Bases 149 to 1003 code for a protein of 284 amino acids.